Messenger RNA from Balaenoptera ricei (Rice's whale), 1683 nucleotides. RefSeq names its product myosin-13-like. NCBI's taxonomy places the organism in Eukaryota, Metazoa, Chordata, Mammalia, Artiodactyla, Balaenopteridae. The transcript has 11 exons. Gene Ontology annotation, biological process: actin filament organization; vesicle transport along actin filament. Gene Ontology annotation, molecular function: microfilament motor activity; ATP binding; actin filament binding. The record is from RefSeq and is a predicted model, not a curated record. Bases 1 to 1683 code for a protein of 560 amino acids. Gene Ontology annotation, cellular component: myosin complex; actin cytoskeleton; vesicle.
AUGAGCUCUGAUGCAGAGAUGGCCAUUUUUGGAGAAGCAGCUCCCUACCUGUGGAAAUCAGAGAAGGAGAGAAUCGAGGCUCAAAAUCGCCCAUUUGAUUCUAAGAAAGCUUGCUUUGCAGUGGAUGAUAAGGAAUUUUAUGUGAAAGGUAUGAUCCAGAGCAAGGAAAAUGACAAAGUCACAGUCGGGACCCUCGACAACCGGACACUCACUCCGAACAGUGACCAAGUCUUCCCCAUGAACCCUCCCAAAUUUGACAAGAUCGAGGACAUGGCCAUGAUGACCCACCUACACGAGCCAGGAGUGCUGUACAACCUCAAAGAGCGUUACGCAGCCUGGAUGAUCUACACCUACUCAGGCCUCUUCUGUGUCACCGUCAACACCUACCAGUGGCUGCUGGUGUACAACCCUGAGGUGGUGAUGGCCUACAGAGGGAAAAAGCACCAGGAGGCCCCGCCGCACAUCUUCUCCAUCUCUGACAAUGCCUAUCAGUUCAUGUUGACUGAUCGAGACAACCAGUCCGUCCUCAUCGCCGGAGAAUCCGGGGCUGGGAAGACAGUGAACACCAAGCGUGUGACCCAGUACUUUGCAGCAACUGCAGUCACUGGGGAGAAGAGGAAGGUGCAGCGGCAGGGCAAGAUGCAGGGAACCCUGGAAGACCAGAUCAUCCAGGCCAACCCCCUCCUGGAGGCCUUUGGAAAUGCCAAGACCGUGAGGAAUGACAACUCUUUGAGAUUCGGGACGUUCAUUCGCAUUCACUUUGGAGCCACAGGAAAGCUGGUGUCAGCGGACAUUGAAACCUAUCUCUUAGAAAAAUCCAGGGUGGCAUUUCAGUUAUCCCGUGAGAGAGGCUAUCAUAUUUUUUACCAAAUCAUGUCAAACAAGAAGCCGGAACUUAUGGACCUGCUUCUCAUUUCAACCAACCCCUUUGACUUCCCCUUUGUGAGCCAAGGAGAGGGCACCGUGGCCAGUAUUGAUGACAGUGAGGAAUUGUUGGCCACUGAUGUAAGUGGCCAAGGGCCGGCCGGGGCUGGAGACAUGCAGGAAGCAGAGCUGGGCCAGCUGGCCAGAGUGGGAUACCUCGCGUGGGGCACUUGGCUACUUGGGAAAACCGCGCUGGAGCGAGCUUUACAUCAGCAGAUGUUUUGUAAAAUUGAACGGGGUAGGCUCGGGCCUGUCCUCAAAGCCUCUACUCAAAGGCGAGCCCUUCCUGCGGCCGCCAGGUUAGGGGGCUCCGCGACUGUGCUGAACAGCUCUGGUGUGAGUCGUGGUUCCCUCCUCCACCCACCCCCACGAGCCCCCGUCCCCUUACCUGCGGCCCGCGGUCCUCCGCUCCGCGCUCGGAUGCCGCUGGGGUGCCAGGGACCCACGGGAGGGGUCGUUCCCGGCCACCGCGCGCUGGCUCCCUGGACCCACGCCGGCUCGCCAGGGGCCGACGGCGAGGACCCCCAGGACGCCCCGCGCCAGGUGCGCUCUGGCCAGAACGCCCACUUCCGGGAAAGGCGCGCGGACAGCCGGCGCGCUCAGGUGAGCCGCAGCCAAUGCCGAGCGAGACCCGCCCCGCCAGCGCCGCGUCCACGUGGCCCAGCACGGUGUCGGCACUCCGGGCACGGGCGCCUGGGGCUGGGCGUCCCCUCUCCUGCGAGCGCGAGGCAGGAAGCGGCGCCCCUGCGAGGCCGCUAG